GGUUGCUGCGGCCGGUGGCCCCGAGCGGCCCCGCCGACGGCUUGCCCCAGCUCUGCCACUCGAUCAUGUGGGCCACGCGGCCCUGGGCCAUGGCCGUGGGCUUGGUCACCUUGUCCUUCAUGGAGCGCGUCACGCCUGAAGUGCCAACUGCUAUUUUCACGGAGAAUGCAGCGUUGUGGACAAAUGGUGCGAACAAGGGAAAAAGAAGCCGUAAGCACAAAGCAUGGACGGGAGCGCCACCAGCAGACACAUCACCACACGAGCCGCAAGAACCGGACCAACGGCACCGAGGGGUGACAGAGUGUCCUGACCCGCCUGCGAGACGCUCGACUCGUUCUUCUCGGCUUCAAAUCAACUGAGACCUCAGUGUGGGCGAUGCUGUGCAUUUGCGCAGGCGCACUCGUCCUCCCAGAUUGUGUUGGGUUUUAAAUCCCCCGGCCCAACCUCCUCCCACGCGGUCUGUCCCGGACUGGAUUAUCUCAUCAUCGCGCAUCCGAGAUGUCCACUUCAAACGCAGCAGGAACCCCGGGAGCGACCGAUCCCGAAGGCGGAGCACCGGCUGCGGCCCCCAAUUUGACCAGCAACAGGCGACUGCAACAGACGCAGGCGCAGGUGGACGAGGUGGUGGACAUCAUGCGCGUGAACGUGGACAAAGUUCUGGAGCGUGACCAGAAGCUGUCGGAGUUGGACGACCGUGCAGACGCUCUGCAGGCCGGAGCCUCGCAGUUUGAGAGCAGCGCCGCCAAGCUCAAGAACAAGUACUGGUGGAAGAACUGCAAGAUGAUGAUCAUCAUGGCCGUGGUGGGCGUCAUCUUUUUGGGCGUCAUCUUCUUGUAUUUCUUCUACUGAGCCAAACUUUCGGUCCGCCUCAACUUCACCUUCAGUUCCCACCCCGCUCUUCACCGACGUCUUCCUCGCAAACUCCCACGCUCACGAGACUCUCAGCUUGCUUUCUUGGUGUUUAUUUGCCCUUCAGCACAUAAAAGUGGAAUUGAGCAGACGGACAGGGUCCUCCAAACUCCGUAGUUUACCUGGCUAGCCGAAUUAGCACUGUCAAGCGCCAAGACGAUGAGCAAGAAGCUGACGAGGCGAGGCACAGGCAACAAAACAGUCACACUGGCCUGAAUCGAAAAACAUCACUUGAAAAACGCUUUGCAUAUCUUUACCGUUGUUCAAAUGAGACUUUAUUUCAAAUAGUGACAAAUGGACAAGUGUCUUUACAUUAUCAUUUGGCUUACACGCGACUCUAGACGCAACUCACCGUCCACUGUUACUGCAAAUGAUUUUGCCUAUUUACAUCCAAAGACACAAAUGUAAAUAUAAAGACUAUGUGCACCGGAGGUGAGGAGGAGAGAGUCCUUUUUCUCACGGGUCCUCUGUCAAAAAAAAUGAACAGAAAAAAAAUCCCACUUAUCAAUAUUAAUAUUUCAUCUGUCAUUUGGCCCUCUAUUAAAGGAUUAUUUACAACUGGA
Messenger RNA from Syngnathus typhle (broad-nosed pipefish), 1472 nucleotides. RefSeq names its product vesicle-associated membrane protein 2-like. Bases 499 to 849 code for a protein of 116 amino acids. Gene Ontology annotation, cellular component: SNARE complex; plasma membrane. Gene Ontology annotation, biological process: SNARE complex assembly; vesicle fusion; vesicle-mediated transport. Gene Ontology annotation, molecular function: SNAP receptor activity; syntaxin binding. The transcript has 7 exons. Lineage: Eukaryota; Metazoa; Chordata; Actinopteri; Syngnathiformes; Syngnathidae. The record is from RefSeq and is a predicted model, not a curated record.